ACAAGUCACUUCCUUCAGAGGCUAGGCGAGCCUCCUUUUAAGCAUUCGGAGAACACGUUAAAUGGAACAGGCUAGCAAGUGCACGUCAUUACGUCAUUGCGUGAUUGAAAGGUGUGCUUUCGGUGCUGCGCGCAUAGGAUUGUGGGUGAUUUCAGCGCGUGAAGAGCGCGAAGGAUACAAAUAUGCAUCCUUUCCUGUAUAUGGGAUAUUUCUCGAACGAAGGACUCAGUCCUUGGCUGAAAUUUUGAGGAUCCUCGACAUUGGAACAGUCCUUUGACGGACGUCGAUGACGUAGCAUCCUCGAAAUUCUGGCUUCCGAGGAUCCUUCCUUGACAUUGAGAAACGGCUACUGACUUAGGGUACCAGCCCAGUGACAGAAAAGGUACAAUUUGAAACCUUUAUGGUGGCAGAGUCCCAGGCUUUAUGUGGAGGCUCAUGCCUUGUUUAUUGUGGCAUGUGCCUCCGGUGUCUUGUCAUUUGUCCCCGCCCCCUCGUUCUCCUGCUUAUUAGUGAUCAUUGGUUUUCUCCCAUCACCUGUUCCCGCUCGUUAUAUUGUUUGUUUUUUUCUAUUUAAUAUCAUUGUAUCCUUAGUUCUGUGCAGGUUCAUUGUGUCCUGUUCUCGUGUUGCGUGUACGUUUCUAGUCAAGUUUUAGUGUUAUCUGUCAGAGUUAUAUGUUUCAUGUUGUGUACCCCCUUGUGGGUUUUUGUUUUGUCUAAAUAAAGUGUUUUCUGUUUUUUCCCCGACAUUGUUUGCAUCUGGGUUCAUUCGUACUCUAAUCCUCACACAUAUGUAUGACUAGAACUGGUUUGACCCUUUCAAAAAGUACACCUUUGCACCUAAAGAGUUCAUAUUAGUCCCUCAAACACACAUAUCUGUUUACCUAAAUGGUGCAUAUUAGGACCUUUUAAAAGGUCAGAUUUUAAUGGGGGUGGAAUGCAGGCAGAUGGGUUAAACUCCUCUGAGUUAAUUAAUACCCUAAGGUGAAGGUCAGGGUUCCCCAAAUCUUACCCUGGAGGGCCGGAGCACUACAGAGUUUGGGUUUGAGGCAGAGAUAACUGCAUUGUAAGUCAAACACAGCGGAGUACACACGGAUGUUUAUGAAGAAAUUGUUGUUUUAAAUUUUUUUUAUGUUGAUAUAUGUUACGCUGUUUGUAAGAUGCUGCUUUAUAUCCUGCUGUCCGCUUGUGUUGGCACUGUGCACAUGUAUCCUGGUGGAAAAGUCAGCAGUGCUUGUUCAGAUAUGGUACCAGUUCACUCGUCUUCAUCUACUCAGACCAACUCUCCUCCGUACACGAUUACCGCCACGCCGACCAGCUUCAAGGGUGGCGAUGAAAUCACAGUAACACUAAACGGAUCACUAAAUUUUAAAGGCUUCAUGUUACAAGCAUAUAAAGCGGGAACGAACACAUCGAGCGGCAACUUCACCGUGAUAAGCAAUCAAACGCAAGGACUCACCUGCUUCGGAGUGGCUAAUAGUGCAGUUUCUCAAACAUCAAAAAGCGGGAAAACGUCAAUUCAAGUUAAAUGGAAGGCCCCUACAUCUGGACAGCUCAGCAAUGUAGAGUUCCGUGCAACGUUUGUUCAAGCUUACUCAACUUUUUGGGUGGGUGUGAAGAGCUCUGCGAUAACAUACACGGGCACAUCGACACCUCUUACUGCAGCCCCAAACAUAAGCAUUUCUAAACCAACAUUGAAUCUUACUGCAGCCCCAAACAUAAGCAUUUCUAAACCAGCAUCAACACCGGUUACUGCAGCCCCGACCGUAUCUACAUCGAAUUCUGGGUGUGGGGUCAGCAAAGUCUGUUUCAGUCAGCCUGACAACUGCGACCCAACUACCAACACUGACUGUUACUUCAUGUCAGUUCAGUCGUCAUCCAGUCAGUCAGAAAUGCAGGUGCAAAUAGUCGGCCCGGGUAGCGGAUACGUCGCGAUCGGGUUCUCCGAUGACCAAGCAAUGGGCAAUGAUGACAUCUAUAUAUGUGGUAAAGACAACAAUGGCAUUCCCCAAGUGCAACGUGCAUUUUCCACCGGAAGAAGUGCUCCCAAUAUUCUCUCACUGGGGAAUAUCUCUGAUAUCAAGACAUCGAUUACAAAUGGAGUGUUGAAUUGCUCUUUUACGUCUCGUAACGCCAUCAGCACGGCAAGUAGAGCAGCGUCUGGCAGCCAGUACUACCUUAUGAUCGCUUCUGGACCCGCCAGUCAAGGUAGCAUCCAGGAACACACAACAACAUUCGUCAGCCAAACCAAAGCUAAUUUAGUAAAUCCGACAGUGACCGGCAGUGAAGUAUUUCCAGCUAUUGUUAAAGCCCACGGUGCCCUGAUGCUGAUCGCCUGGAUGACCACAGGCAGUGUGGGUAUGCUCAUAGCACGCUAUUUAAAGGCAGUCGGCAAAGGGAGUUGCUGUUGUGGUAAAGAUUUCUGGUUUUUGGCUCACGUGAUGUUGAUGUCCCUGUCGAUUAUUGCCACAAGUAUUGCAUUUAUAAUCAUAUUUUCUUAUGCUCAGGAUUGGUCUGGGGGAGCUCAUCCGGUCCUGGGCUGUUUGGUGAUGAUUCUCACUUUAAUUCAGCCUAUAGUGGCAGCUUUACGUUGUGAUCCGCAACACGAACGGAGAUUCAUCUUCAACUGGGCUCAUUCAUUCAUCGCUCUGGCUAUCAAAGGUCUCGCAGUGGGAGCGAUCUUCACUGGUCUGGCACUUAUUGGAGACACACAGGGGUGGAUGCUGGGGGUUAUGGGAGGUUUCGUGGCAUGGGAGGCUCUGAUGUACAUCUUUCAAGAUUUGCACAUGCGUGCCACUAAAAAAGAUUCUACCAUUUGCUUUUUUGGUAUGAUCAACAUUGGAGUGCUCCUGCUUGUCCUGUAUAUAUUGGGAAACCUGGCCUUCUUAAUAGCACUUCUUGUUGGAAUCGGCAGAGCUUAAGAAAGCCCAACAUGCCACAGAUAACCUCACUGGAUUAAAACAAUGUUUUUGACUUUGGUAACACUUUACUUGAAGGAGUGUGCAUAAGACUGACAUGACACCUUCAUAAUCAUGACAUGAGAUGUUUCAUGAACAUAAAGAAGAUUUUUUUAAUGCACAUUUAUGAUAACUCUUAUUAACUGUCAUUUGUUCAAUUAUGUCAUUUUUAAUGCAAAGAUGACAUUGUUUGAAAUGUCUUUGUUAUGACAACUUGACAUAAAUCCAAACCAAAUAAACCAAUACCAAAUAAUCAUAACUUGUCAUAAAUCUGUCAUAAACAUGACAUAGCAGAAUAAUUAUCAAACGUAAAAAACUACCUAGCUUUAUGGGUUAACAUUACAUUAAACCUGUCAUUUAAAUUCUUAAUUUCUGACACAGAUGAAAAAACUAACAAAAUAUUUAAUUUAAUUAACUGUUUUUGCAGCGAUAUGGACCCAACUGUGCAUGGCUUAACCCAUUAUUGUAGUGUUUUCAUUUCAUUUUAGGUGAAUCGUUCUCCAAAUGCAAUACAAUAUUAUUUUAUCAAUUUUUAUUAUUAUUAUUAUUAUUAUUAUUGGAUGAUUUAUUUCUCUAACACCUGGAAGAAAACUUAAAAAAAAAAACAUUAUGGACUAAAGAAUAUUCAUGACGCUGUUAUAAAACUAUAUGACAGAGUAUUAACACUUAAUGACAUUUUAAUGACCAAUUCAAUUACUGUAUUACUGUAAAAAGUGGUCAGUUGUCAUAACACAGACAUUUCUAACAAUGUCAUCUUUGGAUAAAAAAAUGACAUAAUUGAACAAAUGAGACUUAAUGACUGUUGUCAUAAAUGCGCAUAAAAAAGUCUCCUUCAUGUUCAUGACACGUGUCAUGUCAUAAUUAUAAAGGUGUCAUAUCAGUCUUAUGAACACCCAUUCAAGUAAAGUGUUACCUUGACUUUUUUGUAUUAUUAUGAACGUUAUUAUGAAAACGUUGAUUUCUAUAGACCAGUUAAAUAUUACCCCUUUGCAUGAUGCUUAUGUUUUUUUAUUUUAUUAUUUGUCUGGGUUAAUACCACUUAUUGAUUUUCUGUCAUCAUUGUGCUUUUGGGGAAGGGAAUGAAGUUUGUGUUGUUUUUUGGAUGCCGUCUCUGCAAUGACUGCACUGAACUGAUAGAUGCUCUUUGACAUGAAGUACAAUACUAAACAUUAAGAGAUUGUUAGUCUUCCACAGGAACAGUCAGGAAAUAAGUUCUCCCAUUUGUUUUUUUUAAAAGUUAGCCAUUUUUUUGGUUUAGAGGGCGAGGAUUGUAAUAACAUAUUAAUAGUAAUUGCAUCCAAUAUUUUUAUACAUUUUUAUGCAAAAGUCUACUUAAACAAAAAAGUGUACAUUUAUGUCUAUGCUGCCAAUAUUGUUGUCAAAAGACUUGCAUCAGAAGUCAUUGCUAUAUUAAAGAGUCUUAAUGUGAUGAAAUGUGACAAAACCUAUCACUAGAUGGCAGUAUCAUAAAAUAUAUUUUUGCUGGGUUAUUUUCAACCCAGUGUUGGGUCAACCUUUUUUAAAUUAACCCAGAAAAUGUUUACAUUUGACCCAUCAAUGGGUUAAAUCAACCCAGCAUAUUUUCAAUUCCAACCCAAUUGGUUGGGUUUGUCCAUUUUUACCCAACGCUGAGUUAAAAAUAACCCAGCAUUUUUUUAGAGUGUAUAACAUUUUUACUGUAUUUUUUCAAACUGUGUUUAUGAGGAAUAAUCAAGAACUCUUAAACUGAUGAUUAUUCCUACUGUACAUGCUAUGAACAAAUAAACAAAAAAAUGUGUUUACUUGCUGCGUUAAUAAUUAUGGAAAGUGCUGAAACAUAUGGAUACAAUAUAUGGAUGAUGUUUUUUAAUCCUCCAGAUGUCCUUUAUUGUGUUUCAUAUACAUAAUAAACUCUGUAAAAAAGUGCUGUC
Molecule: messenger RNA, 4864 nt
Organism: Misgurnus anguillicaudatus (oriental weatherfish)
Lineage: Eukaryota; Metazoa; Chordata; Actinopteri; Cypriniformes; Cobitidae
Source: RefSeq, a predicted model, not a curated record